AUGAUGGAUUCAGUGCCGGUCACGGCGUCGGGGUCGAUGACCCCGUCGCAGCAACAGCAGCAGCAGCAACAGCAACAGCAGGCGCAAAAGAAGGGGGUCUCGUUCGAGUUUUCGACCUCGCCGGAUCUGGAGACCGGAUUCGAGCCGCAGACCCGCGCGCGGUCCAACACAUGGCCGUUACCGCGGCCGGAAGGGUACGUGGACGGUAACGCGCCGGCCACGAAGGAGGGCGCCGAGGGCGGCACGCCGCCCCAUCAGGCGCAGCUCGCCCAGGGUCUGCUGCCGGUGAAGAAGAACUCAUCGAGGAGGAACGCAUGGGGGAAUCUGAGCUAUGCCGACCUCAUCACCCAGGCGAUCACCAGCGCGCCCGAUCAGCGGCUCACCCUCUCGCAGAUCUACGAGUGGAUGGUCCAGAACGUGUCCUACUUCAAGGACAAGGGUGACAACAACAGCAGUGCCGGUUGGAAGGUAAGUGAAUUUUCGCGUCGCUAUCUCUCUCUCUCUCUCUAAUUCUCGAGUUCGCGUUUAAUGCCUGCCUUCGAGGCAGACCGGCGUCGGGUUUGCCAAGAUCUAAUUUAAGUCACAACAUUGAGAUGCUUUUCCCGAAACGUGUCUUAGAUCAGGGACGUGAACCGCAACGAGAAACGCGCGUUCGCGUUCGCGCGCACUGCUUUAACGUUAAAUAUCUCGGUUUCUCAAGAGGCACAUUUCGAGACGCACGGGCAGAACUGCGUACACGUGUGUCU
This is a messenger RNA of Wasmannia auropunctata (little fire ant), 746 nucleotides long. RefSeq names its product forkhead box protein O-like. Gene Ontology annotation, cellular component: nucleus. NCBI's taxonomy places the organism in Eukaryota, Metazoa, Arthropoda, Insecta, Hymenoptera, Formicidae. The record is from RefSeq and is a predicted model, not a curated record. Gene Ontology annotation, molecular function: RNA polymerase II cis-regulatory region sequence-specific DNA binding; DNA-binding transcription factor activity, RNA polymerase II-specific. The coding region runs from base 1 to 510 and encodes 169 amino acids. Gene Ontology annotation, biological process: regulation of transcription by RNA polymerase II. The transcript has a single exon.